GGAAAAACAAGGCAGCGAGGCUCGGAGAAGACUUUUCGUUUGGUUGGAACGGGAGAUACUUAAAAGGGAAAUGAAGAGAAAGAGACGGACGGAUAUUCACUAGGUGGAGGUGACCAAAGAGUACAUGACAAUUUACAGUGCCCAUCGAGGUAAAUCGGUUUAAUGGGCAGACACAAAUCUUCAAAGUUUGACUUGGGCAUCUGCUAGUUUUUGUUAUUUGCUUUCGUAUAUACAUAUAUUUGACAUAUAUAGUUAUACACUAUACAUACUGCGAGAUACAUAGGCCAGUGUGAAAAGUGGGGGUUACAGAGCUCUAGUUGAGGAUCCGAUUUUAUGGAUAUUGGAGAGAUGCUUGUUUGACUCGUGUCUUUCCUGGAAUGAGGAUCGCGUAAGUGGGUAUUGCAGUUUGCAGGCAGUGGGGUUGUGGUGGAAGUUUAUGCAUUUUUGAAAGCUAGGGUUUGCAGAAGGGAGAUCUGGGGCAGUGUUGAGUUAGGUUAGGGUUUUGGUAGUUGGUGAGUUAUUGGAUUACAAGGCAAAGGUGGUUUUGGAUCAGUAGGCUUUUGAUCAGACAUGCCUUCCUAUUCCGAUUUGGAUAGGCAAAUAGAGCAGCUGUUAGACUGCAAGCCCCUGACGGAGGGGGAGGUAAAGAACUUGUGCGAGCAGGCAAGGGCGAUUCUCGUGGAGGAAUGGAAUGUGCAGCCUGUCAAGUGUCCAGUCACUGUUUGUGGAGACAUUCAUGGGCAGUUCCAUGAUUUGUUGGAGCUGUUUCGGAUAGGCGGGAAGGCUCCUGACACCAAUUACUUGUUCAUGGGUGAUUAUGUGGAUCGAGGAUACUAUUCUGUGGAGACAGUGACACUGCUAGUUGCUCUCAAGGUUCGCUAUAGGGACAGAAUUACCAUUUUGCGAGGAAACCAUGAAAGUCGCCAAAUUACCCAAGUCUAUGGCUUUUAUGAUGAAUGCUUGAGAAAAUAUGGCAAUGCAAAUGUGUGGAAAUUUUUUACAGAUCUCUUUGAUUACCUUCCUCUGACAGCUCUCAUUGAAAGUCAGAUCUUUUGCUUGCAUGGUGGUCUCUCCCCAUCAUUGGAUACACUUGAUAACAUUCGUUCCUUGGAUCGCAUUCAAGAAGUGCCACAUGAAGGCCCCAUGUGUGAUCUACUUUGGUCAGACCCAGAUGAUCGUUGUGGUUGGGGGAUAUCACCCAGAGGGGCUGGAUACACAUUUGGGCAGGAUAUAGCUGCACAGUUCAAUCAUACCAAUGGUUUGAGUCUGGUAUCCAGAGCACACCAGCUUGUUAUGGAGGGUUUCAAUUGGUGCCAGGAAAAAAAUGUGGUUACUGUGUUUAGUGCCCCAAACUACUGCUAUCGUUGUGGGAACAUGGCUGCCAUCAUGGAGGUUAGUGAGAGCAUGGAACAAAAUUUUAUUCAGUUCGAGCCUGCACCUCGUCAGUUUGAACCAGAUGCUACACGGAAGACUCCAGAUUACUUUUUGUAAUCUUUAUUAUUUGGGAUUAUUGGAAUUUCCUUUUGAUCUGUAAAUUUUUCAGUCUCAAGAAACUUUUGUUUUAGAAAUUGAGAGCAUUCUUUAUUUGGAGUGGCAAUUGUUUCCUUUUGCUAAGGAACGUUUAGAUUUUCACCCAUCCAUAAUAUAUAGAAUUUAGAUAAAAAGGGAUAAAUGUAUGAGCUGCAAUGUUUACUUUUUGUAAAGCCUAAGGGAGUGAUUAGAAAGAAAAGCCUUUUUUAUUGGAGUGUAAAUAAGAGAUUUUGGAUCUGUCAGGUGUCAGAAGUUUUUAUUGUUCUCAGAAGCCUUUGGUGGUCUUGGAAUAAAUGUAAGGAAGAGGAGAAAGGAGAACUAUUUAUCGUAUGGACCCCCAAAAAUUAUGCAAUACAACUAUUGGUACCAAGCCCGAUGAAAAUCCAUUGGCUUUUGGAUGUCUUUGGCACAUUUUUCUAAAGUUUGUGUUUCCUCCACAACUGCACCACUCCCAUCUGCAUACAGCUUGUAGUUUCUUUGAUCCUGAAUGUCACCAGUUCUUACAAAUUUUAUGUUUUAAGCAAUUGGGAUGAUUGCUGCUUGACUGGACUGGCUUUAGAGCGUUCUUAAAGUUGGGCACACAACAUUUCUAUUGUGAGCAUAAUCUUCAAAAGUGUGCUUAAAGGGGACAUAUUUUGCUUUCCGGAGGUUCACAGUAGAGUAGAUGCUCUGGAAAUAUUUGUUAUGUUACAUCAUAUGUGCUGGAAAUUGCCCUGAUAAGAUUAUCAGUUUUCAUGAAAGAGUAGAUGUAGGAAGAAAUAGAAUGGUGUUUGUUGAUGAGAGGUAUUUACAUCGGCCUUCCUCCGAUGCUUGCUAUGAAGUAUGUCUUAUAAAAAUUGUAAGAAAUGUGAUCCCUGCUGAAAUAUGUAAACUGUAGUUAAUGAUAAUGAUACUUUGGGGUUAUCACA
Cryptomeria japonica (Japanese cedar) is the source of this 2438-nucleotide messenger RNA. Its product is annotated as serine/threonine-protein phosphatase PP2A-2 catalytic subunit. The record is from RefSeq and is a predicted model, not a curated record. Gene Ontology annotation, molecular function: protein serine/threonine phosphatase activity. Lineage: Eukaryota; Viridiplantae; Streptophyta; Pinopsida; Cupressales; Cupressaceae. The transcript has 6 exons. Gene Ontology annotation, cellular component: cytosol. Gene Ontology annotation, biological process: peptidyl-serine dephosphorylation; mitotic cell cycle. The coding region runs from base 571 to 1491 and encodes 306 amino acids.